CCGCCCUAAAUUGAAAACCCUAAGAUAAAAACCCUCCGUUCUCCCUAAAACCCUAGAAACGCUCAAUCAACCAUGGCGGUCUCAGGGACCGUCCUCUCCACAAAGCCAAUCUCUCUCUCCAAAGCGACCUCGACUUUGUCCUCCUUCGUCUCCAGCGACACCGGCGCGUCGCAAGAGUUCAGCGUGUACCUCCAACGCGCCUUGGCAUCGUUCAAGGAGCUGAAGCAGCUCCACAAGGAGCUCAAAGCGCCGAGGACCCAACGCAGGCGAUCGCGGCAUAGGUCGGAGGCUGAAAAUGACGACGCAGAGACCGUCGGAGAGAAUCCGACCCGGAGUGUUGUGGUGAGUCAGGAAGUGAGUCAUGGGCUCGAGUUAGAAUCAAAGCCCAAGCCCAAAAGGCAGCGACAGGAGAGUAAUAGCAAUGGGAGGCUUGAGAAUGAAGAACCCAAUCGUCCGGUAGUGGAUGCUGUUGAGAGGAGGGAGGAGGAGGAGAAGAAGGAGAAGAAGGGUGAGUUUCUUAAUUUCAGGAAUGAUGGAGGUGCAAUUGCAGAGAGGGGAGGUGAGGGUGUUGAAAAGAGAGAGGCUUCUGAUCCAGUAGAGGUGCAUGACAAGAAGAAGAAAAAGAAGAGGGACAAUGUUAGUAAUUCUGAUGAAAAUGGGGGUCAUUUUGAGAAGGGAGAUGGUGGGGGUAAAGUUGCAGAGGGGGCAGGGGAGGGUGUUGAAAGAAGAGAGGCAGCUGAUUCAGCAGAGAUGCAUAAUAAGAAAAAGAACAAAAAGAAGGGGGACACUGUUGGUAAUUCCGUGGAAAAUGGGGGUCAAAUUGAGAAGGGAGAUGGUGGGGGUAAAAAUGCAGAGGUAGGAGGUGUGGGUCUUGAAAAGAGAGAGGCAGCUGAUUCAGUAGUGAUGCAUGAAAAGAAGAAGAAGAAAAAUAAGAAGGAUAAUGUUUGUAAUUCUGAUGAGAAUGCAGUGCAAAUUGAGAAGGGAGAUGGUGAGGCUAAAAUCAGAAACAAAGAGGUAAAGAAGGAAGAGGGGAAGAAGAGGAAGAGUGGGGUGUUAGAUGCUUUGGAGGAAAAUCUGGAGAAGAAAAAGAAGAGGAGGAAAAGUUGAGAAGAUAACCAAGUUUAAACGGUUGUCAUUUUUGUUGGGUUUCAGUUUUCUGAAAUUUCGUCAUGAUUUCAAUUCCAUGGAGGACCCUGCUCAGCAGGUUCAGGGAGGUUCAGGUUUUGAGGUUUCAAUGUAAUACCAAUUAUUAAGAGGAUCUGUUGUUUGUUUCUGGUUAUAUUAUGGAUUGCAAUGAAAAUUUUGCCGGUGAUUAAUGUCAUCUCA
This is a messenger RNA of Prunus avium (sweet cherry), 1326 nucleotides long. RefSeq lists its product as uncharacterized. Lineage: Eukaryota; Viridiplantae; Streptophyta; Magnoliopsida; Rosales; Rosaceae. The record is from RefSeq and is a predicted model, not a curated record.